AUGGCUUCUAAAAUGAUCAUAGAUCGUCAUAAAAAUACAAAAGAGGCACUUCUUGAAUUUCUUAUUGAUGAAAAAUCCAGACAAGAAAAAUCAAAAUCAAUACUACUUAAAAUUUUCAAAGAAAAUCAACACUCUUCUAAAAGCAGCCUUAAAGAAUUAUUAAAUAAAUUGAAUUCCAACAUUUUAGUGCUGGAUUAUUAUUUUACUAAAUUCCUCAAUAAAAAAAGAAAUAAAAAGUAGCGUUGACAGAAUUGGUCUACGAGUCGCACUACCUAAGGAGCAGGCAGAACCUAUACUGAUAAAGCUGAAAAAGAGGCAUCUAUCCCUUUAUAAGUAUGACUUCAGGUAUGGGAAGCCUUGCCGAAGAGGGAAGCUUUGCUUCUCCCCCUAAGAUUUCCUGUAUCUGUCAUGCGGAGCCAGGCUUUGCCUCUUCAUCUAUACGGACUAUCGGAGUAGAGGGUGGCUCAAUCUAGAGUGCUCUAAGCCUUAUCAGUAAAAAGAGGGUGGAAUUUUGGUUGGAACUUAUAUCAUUUGCACUUAGGUGUGCACGCUUACAGCGUAGGCCAUCUUGUCUGAAGUCAAAUAGUCUGGGUAAUGGAGCCGUACUUAUGGCCGCAUAAAUUGUAAUCCUAAUCUAAUCAAUUUAAAAUAAAGAUAAAGGUAUUAGGAUUAGUUAGCUAAUAAGCCAAAUGCUCAAACCAUAUUGGCCACUAAAAAUGGUGAUGUAGUGGGUCCGACACCACGCCGGUGAAGUUCUGGUCGUAGCUUCCUAAUAAGCUAGUUCAGGGCCUGUGUGUUUUUUCUUUACUUUCCCUUCAGCAGAGUUUCACUACCUGUCCUCCUCCGAGAGCAGGCUUCUGUUGUUGCCCAACGACUCAUGAUGCGGCCUAUAGCCGUCCCUGCAACGCAUCCCGGAGAAAAAGCCGAAGCAGAAAAAACUCCUGGGGAAGCCUUCCAGCACAAGUGCGACCUAAAUCUCGUGCUCAGGCGCUUGCAGUACCACCUUCCUGGAGAGAGUCCUGUGUAAUAUCUUUAAGCUUACACCAUUUUUAAUGCUCUCCAAUUUAAAAUAUGAAGAUAUUUUUAUAUAAAAAUUAAAAAAAAUUAUUUUUAGAUAAGAGAGUAAGAUUUUUGAAGACCAAAAAAUAGUAAAAUUAGAGGAUGGCUCAGAAUUGAACUUUUUAAGCUUAGACCCUCAAGAAGCUACAGAGAUAAUGAAGACGAAGGUUCUUGCAAAUUCUUAUGGCGAUAUUGAGAUAUUUUGUGGCUUAGACGUGGAAAUAGAGAAAAUUAUUGGGAACUUUGUAGAAAAUAAACUUUUAGAUUUAAAAACUUCGAUAAAGGAGGAGCUUAGAAAUGAUUUUGAAAAUGAAAAGAAAAAAGCUGAUGAAGAGAUUGCCAAUCUGAAUAAAGAAAUAGGCAAACAAACUGAGCUUAUAAAUGAACUAUAUACAAAAAUUAAUAGUCUUCCUAUGACUCAUCAAAAUAAAAAAUCAUAUAAUUGGCCAUGAUACUUUACAGUCAGCAUUUUGCUUCUCCUUGUUUUGGUUUGCUUUAGUCCAUUUAAAAAUACAAAUCCUACUUUAGUAGGCAUAAAAACCAAUUUUAGUAGUUCUUCAAGCAACUCUGGCAGCCUAUCACAAGAUCUAACUAGCCCUUCAGCAAAAACUGACUCUUUAAAUGUUUCAGGUACUCCAGGAAUUUAUGAUACUUCAACAAAAGCUGAUUCUUCAAGUAUUUCAGAUCAAUCAGAUGGUCGCUCAAAUAACCACAUUGAUGAUCUGAGUAAUGCUCCUGCAAAAUCAGCUGAUGACUCAGAAAAUCUUCCUUAUAGCUCUGUAAUUGAAACUAAUGAAUUGAUAAUUUGCUCUCAAAGAUCUAGACAAAUAUAAUAAAUUCCAUAUUUUUUAAAACCCCUAAAAAUAGAAAGCUAUUUUUUAAUAUCAACGUGUUAAAAUUUGACAAUUUAUCAAGGAAAAUCUCUAAAAUAUAUAUGAAACUAUAUAUUCAGUUGACGUAAAGACCUUUAAAGCGAUUAGUUUGAGCUUAGGCCCAUGCUAUGGGCUAUAUAGCAAUGUAUUUAUCCCUACUACUAAUUCAACUUUAUUUUAUGGCGAGUUCAUGCAUAAAAAUUUAGAUAUAAAUGCAUUUAUUCUUGACGCAGAAAAGAAAAUAACGAAACUUAUUUGGGCGCAAGAAAAAUUGUUUCCUAGCUUGGCUUAUUAUGAAAAUUAUGUAUUCUUUUACACCUAAACGGGGUAAGUAAUUUAAAGCCUUAAUGAAUUAAUAGGGUUUGCUCUAUUAAUUAUAAGCUAUUCAUCAUAAAAAUGUAUAUAUGCAUUUGGUAACUCAGUAUCAGCGAAAUACAACUGCUUACAAAAUAAAUGGGAAAAUCUCGCUCAUCUUGGACUUGACCUUUAUGGUCGCCAAAGCUCUUCUGUUGGAUUUAAAGGACAUAUUUUGAUAGUUGAGCGCACUCUUUCAUCACUUAUAAGCUAUGAUAUUGAACAAAAUAGCUUUCAAAAAGUUGCAGGCUUAUCUUUAGAUUGGAGAGCAAAUAAAAUUAUAUUUUCAGCAGAUAAUAGAGUCUAUAUAAUUGAAUUUCCUGGGCGCAUUCAUCAAAGUGUGAUAAUUUACAGAAAAUGGACGUGAAUCCGCUCUAUUAGUAGCUGGUGUCUUGGCAUGGUUUUUAAAAUAUGGCAUAGAGGAUUUUUGAGAGGAAUGAGCUCAGGCGUACUGAUUUGAGCUUUAAUUCCUCGUUCCCUUUAAAAGUAGUACCUAGUGAGUUCAAUUAUAGAGAGAAUUAUAUUAGUUUGUAGAGCUCACCCAAAUAGUGGAAACUGUUGAGCAUUUUCUUCGAAUUCUCAAAUAAGAAAAUCAUUGUGAGGGCUUUCACAUUCAAAAGGCCUCAAAGCAGUCUGGCUCAGCUUGGAUUAGAAAUGGAGCCAGUUAUUGGCUCCAGGUCAGAAUUAAAAAAUUAUUUCAUCUACAAGGUAAUUGUUAAUGACUGCAAAAUACUAUUGGAGAACAGAAAGAGAGAGCUUUAAAUGCUUAUUAAUGCUAGUUAAUAUAGUGAAUUAAAGUGCGAUAAAUGAUUUUACGGAAUGGGAAAUCAUAGCUACUAGAACAAUGGAUUGCAGUGGAGAGUUAUGGUCUUAUGUUAUAAGAUUUAAUGAGAAAUUUUAUUUCGAAUGCAUAAGCAGCUAUAACUCAAUACUUGUAGAAUUUGAUCUGAAGGAAAACAAGCUGAAGACAAUAUCUAUAAAUAUUUAA
Molecule: messenger RNA, 3273 nt
Organism: Blepharisma stoltei
Lineage: Eukaryota; Ciliophora; Heterotrichea; Heterotrichida; Blepharismidae
Source: the annotation of a GenBank genome assembly